Sycon ciliatum is the source of this 2103-nucleotide messenger RNA. Its product is annotated as zinc finger protein 79-like. The transcript has a single exon. Gene Ontology annotation, molecular function: DNA-binding transcription factor activity, RNA polymerase II-specific; RNA polymerase II cis-regulatory region sequence-specific DNA binding. Gene Ontology annotation, biological process: regulation of transcription by RNA polymerase II. Lineage: Eukaryota; Metazoa; Porifera; Calcarea; Leucosolenida; Sycettidae. Bases 135 to 1430 code for a protein of 431 amino acids. The record is from RefSeq and is a predicted model, not a curated record.
UCAAUGUUAUUGUCUGCAAGUAAGGAGAGUUUGUUUGGGCAUUUUGAUAUUUGAUAAUGUCAGAUAAUUUGCAGUGUUAGGAAGGAAAACAAAUAAAGUUGGGUGAAUUGUCUUAGCACUUCAGUAAGCGGAUCAUGGCUGAUUGCAACUGGACAUCCGAGGGGAGUGUUGCCUCUGACACAUUCUCAUCAUUGCCACCUUUAGUGAUAUGGACCAGCAAAAGGUCAGUUGUAUGUCCUCCGCCGCAGAAUGCAUCUUAUUCUACGCCUUUUACAGCAUUUCACAACGCAUACGCUGUUGGUGGAAAUCAAGUACAUGUAGCGACCUCUGAAGCCUCCUUUGCCAAUUUUGCACUACAUCAUACCCCAAGCCGCCCCUGGAAUACGCCAUCAGUUAUCUCCAAUUUACGUCCAGAUCAACCGCUGCUGGACAUAACAGACCAGUUCAGGGACCCUCGACCAGAGUUCCAGAGGAACGAAGAUACACACACUUUUGAUGUAUCAACAACAGCUGUCGAGAACCCAUGCUCGAAUCCUAUGAUAUCAGCAGUGGAAAUUGACCAAAGAUCGCAAGACAGCGGUAGCCAAACUGUGCAGUACCCAGUCUCAGUUUCAGAUCACUACGCGGGACAUUGGCACGUACCAGAUGACUCGGAAGAAGGCAAUUAUGCAAGAAUCGUUUCGGAAGUGGACCUUCACAUUAUCGGACAUGUUCCAGAAUCUCCCCUAGCGCCUAGCGUAUCUGAGUAUGCCAAAAAUCAUGAUCGUCAAGCGCUCGCGAAACAGCAUACCUCGAAGGCGAGUCCUGAGGAAGACAGUCAACUUUUACCUGACUUUCCUCAACAUCGUCUGUCGCUCAGCAAAGAAACCAGGGUGUCACUUGAGCGCCAGCAUGAUAUGCAUAAUCAUGCACUUUCACAAUCUGGAGAAGAGCCAAUUAAAUGUAAGAAAUGCAAUGAAUCUUUUUCUACGCAAUCUUGUCUAACUUCUCAUGAAUGCGCACAUCCAGUUGAGAAAUCUUUCAAGUGUAAACAGUGUGAUAAAACCUUCAACACGCGAUAUAAUCUUAAUCGUCAUGGACGAGUUCACACUGGAGAAAAACCCUUUCCGUGCCGGUACUGCGCUAAAUCAUUCAGGGACAAAUCAAAUCUUACUGUUCAUGAACGGAGGCAUUCCGGGGAAAAGCCGUUUAAGUGUGAUCAUUGUGACCAAGGUUUUCACGACAGGUCCAACCUUAGAGUUCAUAAACGUACGCAUACAGGAGAGAAGCCAUUCAAGUUGAAAUUGUGUGGCAAAGAUUUCAGGCAUACUUCGUCCUUAGCAGAUCACCAACGCGUCCAUACCGGACAAAAAACAUUCAAGUGUAAAGCAUGUGGAAAGACUUUCUCUGUGAAAGCCAAUCUAACAAGACAUGAAAGAAAACAUUCCUGACAGAAACUGAUAAGCAAUUGUUACAAGUUUUUCAAUGAAAAAACACUUGGAAGGCUAUGCGAAUACUAACACCAGUUAACCAAAUGCUUCUUUCCAAGGCAAUGGAACAUUUUCAAUAUAGAAACGUUUUGAAACUCAAGUAGCCCAAUAUGAACUCCAUGCAAAAUUCAUUGCUUACAUGCUAACUUUUACAUUUGUAGCACCACAAACAGUCUCAUUGUCAUUGUUCUAGAGUGAUAUAUUGUACAGUUUCUAACCAUGUUACUCAAUGCACUUCUUACCCGUAUUUCCAUAUCUGCCAUUCAGAAAAUAAAACGCAUUUUGCAGAAAAUGAGGCUCAUUUUUGAUAAAAAAUAUUAUUAGUAACUGUUCGCGCAUUUUUCUUAUUCUGCAGGCAUGCUGGGGAGAAGAGACGCUGUGCUGUUUUGAAAUGAUGAUGCUAAAUAAGUGAGGUACUUUGUUCCUGUAUGUACCUUUAGUUCCAUUUGUAUCGUUAUGUAGUCCCGUUCUAGUCCCUAUUAAAGCUCUAAAUAUCGUCUAAAAAUAUGAUCUCAAUGUUUAUUUGCUUGUGGGAAUGUGCAAACAACAGAAAGUGACACUCACUACCAAUAAUCGAUCAUGUGACAAUUGACUAUGGCCAGCGAUGCUCUACCACUAAGCAUUCUGCCUCUAG